Molecule: messenger RNA, 903 nt
Organism: Closterium sp. Naga37s-1
Lineage: Eukaryota; Viridiplantae; Streptophyta; Zygnematophyceae; Desmidiales; Closteriaceae
Source: the annotation of a GenBank genome assembly
AUGCUCACUAUCCUUUAUCACACGCGUGCAUGUACCCUCAAGCCCCCCAUGGCCGCAUGCCCCCAUGCCUGCCAUGCCAUGUUUCCCCCACACUCCCUAGACCCGAGACAUAGGGACUGGUGGUGGUCCUCGUGUAGACCCGAGACGCAGGGAUUGGUGGUGGCGCUCGUGUACCUGGUGGGAGACUGGGUGGGUAGACCCGAGGCGCAGGGACUGGUGGUGGCGCUCGUGUACCUGGUGGUAACCAUUCUCUUCCAGCACUUUUACUUCACGCCUGACUGGCUUAGUACAAAGAGCUCUGGCCUGCAUCUGCUUUGUGGUCUUACCUACUUCUACUCUCCCCCUGCUCCCCUUACCCCCAGUCCUCUCACCUCCCUUCAACUGCCAGUGGUUACUCGAGGGGGGGAAUUUGGGGGUGGUGCUAGAGGGAAUUUGGGGGUGGUGCUGGGGGUGGUGGUGUUGGGGGAGGUGGUGCUGGGCCUCCCGAUGAUUCGAAACAUCUUUGUCCCUUUCCACCCGCUCUCCUCACUGCACUGGAAGCUCAUUCCCACGCUUCCGCUUCCUCCUUCCCGCACAUUCUUCCCCACAGCAAGCUCAUUCUCCCCUCAAUCGCCGCGCUCGCUCUCCUCAUGGCCUACUCGGGCCACACCACCAUCGUCAUCCCCAGGCCAUGUGGUUUUCCCUCCCUUUGACCCCCUAAUCUCCACCCCACAACAAGCUCAUCCUCCCCUCAAUCGCAACCCCGCUGCUGCUUAUGGCCUAUUCAGGCCACACCACGGUCGUCAUUCCCAAGCUGCUGCGGCCGCUCCCACCCACCCAAGCCUCAUGCUUGUCCCUCCCCUUUCCCCCUCCCCACCCGCAGCAAGCGCAUUCUGCCCUCAAUCGCAGCAGUGCCUCUCCUAA